Molecule: messenger RNA, 17697 nt
Organism: Xyrichtys novacula (pearly razorfish)
Lineage: Eukaryota; Metazoa; Chordata; Actinopteri; Labriformes; Labridae
Source: the annotation of a GenBank genome assembly
CUAUGACGGUGAGCCUGAAGCUUCUCCUGAGCAGAACCAGAUUCAAACCCGACAUGUGGUCCUUCAAAGUGCUGCUGUGUGCUCUGGCUCUGACUCUGCUGGGAGUCACUGUGGAGUCAUCCUCAGGUGGAGGUGAGACUUUUCUGUUCAUGCUGCCUGAGAGUUUAGAAAACUGUUCUCAGCUGCCUAUUCAGUCCACUAGAUGGUGCCAGAUGGUUCAGAUCUUUAGAACAGGUCUUCUUUUUUUAGUUUAUGGCAGAAAUCAGAACCAGAAUUAUUUGAUUGAUAUUGCAAUUGUAUAUCCCAAAUUGUAAUCAUAUAAAAAGGAUAUUUGUGCAGGUUAUUUCUUUGGGAACAUAACCUACAGUUCAUAAUAAGAUCACUGAUGAUAUAUGUUGCAGAACAAAUGAAGAGCGUCACUGAAUGUAAAAGUUGCUGCAGAAAUGUUACCACCAAGUCUUUAGUAAUCCUCUCACUCAGUAAAACCUGUGCACUCUCUGCUGCCUCUGUGAAGGCAGGUCCCUCUGUUUGGGGUUUUCAGGGUAAAAUAAUAACGAGUGAUCUUCUUUAACAGGUGGAACCCCAAACCACAACUACGACUUGUCUGGGUCAGCCCUGACCAGACUCUACAACUCUCCGGUGUACAAAGCUGAGAGGAUGAAGAGGCCGCUGGACGGCACUUCUUUUGUGCUUGGACCAAUCAGCCACUCUGGAGUCAGGUAUAACAUGUCCCACUUCACUACAGAAACACAGGUUUACAGCCUGGUACAAAAACAGUGUGGGUCUCUCUGGCUCCUCUCUCUGUCCAGGCUUUACAGAGCGCUCACCUGUUUACAUCAUAUAUGAGGGACUAAAGAUACUGUGGUAGUCUGAGAGUAGACGGGUGUUGCUGCACACUUUGACUUAUUGACACAUUUGGAGUUUUUCUAAGGACCACUUUGAAAAUCUUCUCUCUGUGUUUUUGUCAGAGUGACUCUGGCUGAUGGUGCUAAGUGGCUCAUUCAUAAAGGAGGAAAUUAUGGCGUCUCCUCUCAGACCGUGGUGACAGACGCUCGACACAUGAGCUCAGACUGGAGGGUAAAUCUGUCUGUUUCACUUCUAUACUGUUGUUUUUUUAUCGUUUCUGAACUGGCUCUGAGGUCAAACUCUCCUCCUCUGGGGUUUUCUCUUGUUGCAGGUUGUUCAGACAGCAGAGUUCAAUGGCAGGAAGACGGUUGCUGACUUUGUGGCGACGGGCGGCUCUGAGUACAGCCUGCUGUUUGAUAACUGUCACAUGGGAUCAAACCGGAUGAUGGAUCAAUAAAGUUAAAUUUACAGCCUUCUGCAAAGCUGCACUUUGAUUAUCUGUGCUCAAAAUAAAACUAAAGUCUUAAAGAGAGGGUGUCAUGUGCCUUUUUAUUCCACCUGAGGGUGCUGCAGACCCUGAUUUGAACUUUAGAGGAGGCUGUUGAAGCAAAAGUCCUUUUAAAUCACAUGUUACAUGUUCAACCACAUAAAACUGUUUUUCUUUACUUUGGAUUUUCUCAGGCAGGGCUCAAACUCAUCAGGACAGACAAGGGGAAAAACUAAAUCUGCUCUUUAGUCGAUUAUUUACUGUUAAAAUCUGAGACAAACAUCAAAACUGUAACUUUCAUUUUCAAGUUUAGCAACACAACAGUUGAUAUUAAUAUCAUACUUCCAUUUGGACAAGCUGAGCAAUGACUGACAUGAUAGCUCAGAGGAUUGAUUGCUGCAAUUUUUACUCCAACAAAGUCACCAAAGAUCAUUUUAUCUACAUUAUUUACAUUACAAAUAACCAGAGGGCACUUUGUUUACACCGUCUAAGAACUACGAGGGGACUACAUUUACAUCUAAUCCACUAAAGGAGGGACCUGAGGGUACUGGACUUAUACUGAGUCCACCACCUGUCUGAUAUUAGGGAAAUUGCUGAAAUACCAGCUAUGAUGGGAGUGACAUACAGAGAGGGCCUCUCACCAUGUUUCCUCGCUCUGUCGGGGUCUUUUGUCAUGUUUAACCCUCAAGGGUCACAUUUUUAAGGAUUUUUCUGUGACAUUUCGUCCAAACAUGAGGACACCGGGCUCCUGUGAGCGUCUCUGAGAGAGGAUGUCUGCACAUGAUCAGAGGACAAAGACUCUCCUCUCACCCUGCAGCUGAUCAUUGUUCUUCUUCUUCUUCUUCUUCUUCCUGUUUGUGUGUAGAUUUUUCUCUGCCGUGACGUCGAGCUUCAUUCCCCUCUGAUUGAGAGCAUUGUGCACAAGAACAGUCAGGGUUUGUAGGUGUGUAAUCAGUUGUGAUGACACGCUGGCAGAGAUUAUGUCACCACACAGACUCGAUUCAACUGCAGACCGUGACGCAUGUUAUGUAAAGGUUACACAACUUACUCACGAUUUUAGUGACUGAGCGGGUCGUAGUUUCUCCACGUGAGGUUGACCCAGAGCAGAGUGUGAGAAUUUCACCCAGAACUGACCAAAUGAUGAAAUCAAUGACCAUCUGACAUCUUUCUGUGAGGGUAAGCACCUUCAUUUCCCUUCUCAGAGUCUAAACUGUUGAGGAAAAAUCAUGUCUGUCCUGCUCGUUCUUCCAUAUUCUCAAAGAUUUACAUGAAACUCACUGCAUCACCGCUCCCUGCAGUUUUUCUUAAAGCUUUAAAAUCCAUUAGCUGAGUCUUAACUCAAAAUCCAGCCUAACAGACCCGAUUCCUUCAGAUCACUGACCCAGUUCUAUUGAUACCCAUGAUAUCAAUUACACAGAUUCAUCCAAAAUAAACCCAAAGUGAGCAAAAAAAACAUCCUUUAACGUUUCAAACAGAGUCAGACUCGCUGGUUCCCAGAUAUCUGCUGAAAGUAGAGACUGUUACCUGCACACCUGCACCUCAAUUUAAAUUCAUUACAGAGAUAAGACUUCAACACCUCUCAGAUCAGCAACAAACAAUAAGGACCUCCAAAACCAGGGGGCUUAAACUCUGUAAAAGAUCUUCAUUUUAAGACAUGAGGAUGAAGGGGGGAAAGACCAGCGCUCAGUAGGCUAGGUCCCCUGGAAGUCUGAGCCUACAGUAGCAUAUCUAAGAGCUGGCCCAAGCCUGAGUCAGACCAAACUAUAGCAGCAGAACUAGAAGCUGGUCCAGGCCUAAACAGCCUCAAAUGUAAGCAGAACCGUGCAAAAGUUAGUCUGGGACUAAGCCAGGUCUAACCAUUAGGAGAGUUUCACCCCCUUCAUAAGUGUGUGUCUGCCUCCCGCACUGUGGAGAUAAACUUUAGUUCUGACUGAAAAUCAGAAGAAAAAAAGGUCCACAAAUUAAAACUAAACAUGAUUUUAUCUAAUCAAUAUGCAAUAUAUGUUCCUGAAUAACAUCGUCUAUGACAGACAAAAAAUCUAGAAAUUAAACUAACCAAAAAAGAAAACAACAGCCUGAUUAAAGUCCACCAUAAAGACACUAAACUGAUGCAUUCAGCCUCUGUCAUUGAGCGCUGCACGCUUUCUACUGUCCACUGUUCCUCUGAGGUGUAUGUUGAAAAUGUCAGAGACGUUGAAUCAGAGAAAACAGAAACCGCUGACAUUUUGAUUCACUGACUUCAGUUUGGAUUCAUCAGUAGUAGCGGCUUCCUGCUGUGACGUUGUGAACUUCAGUAUUUCAGUGAAGCUGAGGUCUGAUUGGAGUGGAAAGUCAUUGUUCUUCUUCGGCCUCUGACUAAACGCCCACAGACGAGAGGGAGAGCGGAGGGGGAGGGACGGGAAGAGGGGGGAACACCACAUCCCAUAAUGAACGGGGUCGGGCUCCUGUGUCAGGCGGCGUCUCUGAAUGAAGCGGGGGCAUGUGAUCAUGUGAGGUGAUGGCGUUUCUGCACGGUUUGUCUGCAGCAAUGCGGAACGAUCCUGAGGUCACAGGUUCAUUCUGGUCCACAAGUGAAGAUAUUAAAUAAACGUUUGAUAACUACAAAACAAACUGAUCAGGAUUCAGAAUUAAAGAAAGACCACCCUGACUCUGAAGAGUCUGUGUAAAAGCUUCAAAUCUGAAGGUCCAGGUCUGGAUUUCUGACCUUCAACAUUUUCUUCUCGUCUUGAGCAGAGACCUUCAAUCUGCAUGUUAAUGCUGUUACUUCAGUAAACUUAAAACCUGCUAAUGAAGAGACGAUCUGACUCCUUUUUAAGUUCACACUGCUGCAGUAAUCAAGAGGAAGCUUCAGUGUAACUUAUUAUUAACAGUGAAUCUGAGACUCCCCAUCAGUGGUGUUUGGUAAGGUUUUCUGCAGGGAGCUUUAUAACUAAAUCCAACACAGACAUAUUCUAUACAAGGUGAAACAACAGAUAUUACAUUGGAUAUUAUAUGUGCUCAAUGAUGUGAACCAAGGGCUCCUCUAUGCAUUUGCUAAUUAUAACAAACAUUUCCUCAUGACCUUUGUUUAUGUUUUAAGUUUCUUCUCUGAAGUUUUUCAAAAGUCUCAUCUUUCCCUCAGAUUUAGACCUCCUCUCAAACUGCUUUAUUUUCAGACUUCACCAGCCUCCUUUCAAAGGUGACUAAAUUACUGAUUACUGCAUGAGAGAAGUCAUUCAGUCACUUAAAAAUGUCACUUGGGCUUCACUUUUUCCUUCAGUAGCCUACACACUUCUUAGAUAAUGUUCCUGCUCCUGGUCCGAAGUUUAGUUAAAGGGAUAUUUCAGCAUGAAAUUAAUUUAGUGUCAAACACACCGUAACACUGAGUUAGACACUCCCUCCAGAGAUGAAUGUUGCUGACCGCUUGCUUCUCUAGUUAUACCAACUUUAGUAACGACUGCAGGAUAGCAAAACACAGCGGUCUGAGGAGCCAUAAACAAACCUCAACCAAAAUGCCACUCUAUAGCCACAAAUAAUGCUAAGAACAGCACCUAACUUCAUCAACAGUACAAAUAGGGUCCAGGCCAUAGUACUAGCCACCAAACAUCUUUUUAACUUUGACUAAUUUCUUUAGCAAAGAGACUAAACACAGCCUACCUACUCUCUUCCAGCAGCCGCUUGUUUGUAGGAAGACCUCAGGCCAGUCCAUUACAGACUACAGCGGGGUGGCACAGCUCAAGGAAGAAUAUUUACGAUCAUUUCUUUAUCACUUCCUUGAAGAAAUAAUCACCAUAUUAAACAUUUUCACUGCAGACGCGGUAGUUCUUCUGCCUUAGCGUCUCAGUCUGAUUGUAUUUCCAUGAAGAAAUGAAAUAUAUAUAUAUGUAUAUAUAUAUAUAUAUAUAUAUAUAUAUAUAUAUAUAUAUAUAUAUAUAUAUGUCAGAUUGAGGUUUAGUAAAAAAAAAAAUGCAGUCAGUAUUUUUAAAAUCUGGGUAAAAUGAAUGAGCCACUGUAAAAUUGAGGAUUAAGGCUUUUCUACCUUUCUAAAUUUACUGAUCCAUCAGUUAUUUUAUUUAUUCAUUUAUUUUUUCUCCAAACCUUUAUUUCAGUUCUCCAACAAUGACAAAUACAUAUUAUUGAACAUGGGGUGGCUGCAUUUAUUUCAGAGGAAUCAAGACUUUACAUAAGACAGAAAAGACAAACAAAAAUUCAUGGUCUGGCAUACAAAAAUACAUAAACUACAAUAAAUUAUGACAUGGAGCUUCAGAGAAAGUCAUAGUUCGAAUCUUUUUCUUAUUCGUUGGUCCAGUUAUUGUGUUAAAAUCAUAGACUGUAUAUAGAAUGGACAGAGUCUGCCUCCUCGCUGGGUGAAGCCACUUCAAGAACAGCACCCUCUGUUGAUGGGCUGCAGUACAGGUCAUAAAUCCCACCUCCACCAGCAAAGCUUAUUGGGCUGUGGACAAACUUUAGAAAUUUAUUACACAGAACCUAAAUUUUUCUCCCCCCUGCUUGUGAUGUUGACUGACUGGUUUGUGCUCAAGUCCUCUUUUUUCUGUGAAGCUCAGUUUUUAAAAGUUAUUAGGGGGUUCAUGUUUGCUAUGAUUGACACCUGAUACAGCCUAUGGGCGUUCAGGGAUUGCGUAGCUCUCCUGGGGGAUACGCUGUUUGAGCCGAGCAUUGCUACUGCGCAGCGCUGGUUUCAGGAAAUGAAGAAAAAUCCCAGAAAUACCAAGAGCUAUUUGGCUUCAAAUCCGUAUACAGGCAGUAGGCGGAACCAAGUUGUCCAUAGUAUAUACAGUCUAUGGUUAAAAUGUAUCUUCAUUUCAUUUUUGAACUGGUGGAUAUUUGGUUUCUUUUUAGACCAUUUACAUUUAUGUUUUAUAAAAUCUUUAAUACAAAUUAAAAAGGUUUAACAAAAAAAUAUGACGGUCAUCUAUCAGUUAUUCCAAGCCUAAAGCUGCAUUUGGGUUACCUCGGAAGUCAGAAGUUGGAACCGAAAAUGACGUCACACCUGAGUUACCAUUGUUUCAGUUACCAAGUCAGAAAAAAGCAAAAUUGAAAGCCUGACACAAGUUGGCUACAUCUACGAAAGUUAUUUUAUCGCUUGUCUUGUCUGAAUAUAAGGCAAGUGCUAAAAUAACUCUCAUAGAUGUAGCCAUCUUGUUUUUGCCUCCGAUUUAGCUUUUUUCCGAUAUCUGCCGAACUCAGGUGUGACGCCAUUUUCGGCUCCGACAUCUGACUUCCCAGGAAACCCAAACGCAGCAUUAGGCCUCCGCUGACUGCCGUCGUAAAGUUGCACAUGCGCAGUCCCUCCUGUAAAUACAAGCAGGAGGCGGCGACCGUUAUGGCGCGUACCGGAAGAAAGUGGAUGAUUAGCUAAUCUGCGGAGAGAUGUUCCAUACUGUUUGUAGUAAUAGCUACUCUAACUAAUUACUUUAAAACAUCUUAUGAACAACAAAAGAAAUAUAUUUAUAUAUAUAAACCAAUAAUAGUCUGCCAGUCUCCUUGUGGAGGGUUGGCGCCCUAGCACCCCCGUCAACCACAAACAGAUGAGUGCUCAUACAGUGUAAUAAACCACAGAGAUACCUGCAGGAGUGACUCUCACCUUUCUUUUGAUGUGAGUCUUCUAAGUUUCUACUCUGACUGUAAACAAUGCCUCCAAAUAAGUAAGUUAUUUCCAGAGGUGUAAAUCCUCAACAGACCAGUGGCUGUUGGCAGAACUAAAAACAGUGGACUGUGUUAAUUGGACUGCUAUACAUGUGAGUAGAAAUGAUCAUAUUUGGAGGGAGGUUAGCAUCCACAUCUAUAAAACUAUACUUCUGCCCAUACUCUGACUUCUUUUCAUCCAUAUUCUAUUUUAUUGCAGAAGACCAGAAGUCAUGGGGGCAGUGUUGAGCAGUGUAAUCAUCAGUCCCAUGUGAGGAGACCAACACAACACGGGGCACUUUAAGACAACAUGUGGUUUAUUUUUGUUUAGGGUGUCAGAUAAAUGCCCCACAAAGUUUGGGUUUUUAAGACUGUAGCCUUCAGACUCUGGAACCAUCUGCCCCUCUCUUUGACCGUUUGAUCGACUCAGUGGAUCCUUUUAAAAAGCAGUUGAAGACUCUUUUAUUUAGACAAGCUUUUAAUGAACAGGGUUUUGUUUAUCUCUUUUACUUAUCUUCCAUAUCUGCACUUAUUUCCGUACUUACCUUUACUGUAUUCGUAUUUGUGUAUGUAUAUAUCUUUUGUGCCGUUUAUGUUUAUCUAAUUGCACUUAUUUUAUGUACAGCCCUUUGUGAUUUUUGUCUGUGAAAAGCACUCUAUAAAUUAUCUUUACUUACUUACUAUUGUGUUAUGUUUUGUUUUUUUCACACAUCUCCUCUGUUCAGAAUUUUGAUUUUAAAUUUGAUCUGAACCAAACAACAUGCAGAAGUGCUCGGACCACACAGACACCUAUCAGACCUAAAAAACAGCAAUCAGAACCACUGUGAUGUGAUGAUGGUUCUAACAUGGAACAUUUUGUAUGGUUCAGACUCGCUGACUAAUUACGGGAAAUUCUAGACUGUCCUUGUGGUAAUACCAGCAGAUGAACUGGAGAUCAAUCGGACCAGAAUCAGGUGGGAGAAUAGUCACAAAGAUUCAGACAGUUUAUGAGUGAACAACUGUGGGUGUUGUCUGAAUGUUAGAAAUUAUUUAGGAGCCAAAUGUAAAGGCAUGACUUUGAAACCAAAACCAAAUAAAAAUGUAUAUGAUACCAAAGAGGUAUCCCUCCUACAGGGCCAUGCUGUUGUCAUCCCUGUUGUCAGAACGUGGUUUGUCAUGGUCUCUGUGAAACAUGAUUAAGUCUUUGUCUGGAUAGCAGCAGGUGUUCAGUGACAGUGUUAAGAAUCAGUGACAGGCUGGGGGAGUUUAGGCAAACGUCUUUAAUGUCAUAGCUGAUUAAAUUAUUUCAGAUUGAUAGACAGAAGUCCUCCGUCCUGAUUGGACUUGGUCACAUUUCUAUAAUAGACACUGACGUGUGGGGGGUCAUGUGAUAUAGAUGCUGUUAAAAUUAACCACCUGAGGGGUUUGGUGGUUUGUGCAGCAGCGCCUCUUUCAAAUCCUUUUCUUGGUCGCUCUUCCUCUCAGUGUAAACUCCCCCUCCGUCUUCUUCUUCCCUUUUUCUCGCCUCAGCGGUUUGAGAUCAGAGGAAGAGUGUCUGUGCUCUGAAGACACCCCGCUGAGGUGUUUUCCCUUCAGUCACAGUGAAAGUUCAGAUGUUUCUCAGUCUUUGUGAAGAAAACAUCUGUUCAGUUUCACUUUCAGUUUCUCACUCCUGUUGAACCUUCAGCCGAUGGUGCGCAGGGUUUGGUAGCCCCUCUUCUUCUGUGACCUCAGCAGUGGCGUCUGGGUGUCCACGUCCCGAGAUAAAACUCUCCGCCGGCGGCGGGUUUGGCAGAGACGAGCCCGAGUCCACCCGUAGACCAGACUGUUGAGGAAACCCUGAGAGGCUGAGGUGAAUGCCUGAGGGGGAGACAAAGGACAAACCUGAGCCUGAGUCUGAGUGUGGAGCAGUUAAAGCAAAGUUUGUCAAGUUUUCACCUGCAGACUGACCUGUAAAAUGUAGAGGACGACCCCAGCCUCGCCCUGACCCCCUGAUGACCUCCCCACCCGCAGAAAGGCCAGAGUGACGGCUGUGAAAAAAACCCAGAAACACCGUCAGCCCCUCCAGAACCUGACCUCUCUGUUCCUCAGGUAUCAGGAUCAAGAGACUCACCUGGACCCCAACAAAAGAGGAAGAUCAGCGGGUACAGGAGCAUCCGCACGUCCAUCUCACGAAAUGAUGCUCUCUGCUGGUUGCCUAAGUAACCGUUUGACGUCACAACCCGCCUGUGAAUGUGGCGGGUUUUCACCACGAGCACCUGACGUGAGAAAGAAGAACACUCUUUAACAAAACCCUUAAAACUACAGGAACCUCAAUGAGGGUUUUGAUAAUUGCUGGCCGUGUCCUUUCACGCCACAUUACUCACUAUGAUGCCCAGAAGUGUGAUGAAGAAGAUGGCGAGGAAGAUGGCGAUGCGUGAGAUGUGCAGCAGUCUGCAGAUGCCGAUUGGCUGGUGCUCCUCUGAGUUAAAAUACAGCGCUCCGGUGUGCAUCAACAGACACCUGGUUUGGUACAGUGCACACAAGGGGUCAAAAAAUGUCGAAGUUUAGAUUUGAUUUGAUUCAUGACUGAGGGGAGAACUGUGGCUGAUGAGUCAGCAUUUGACCUUCUGUUUGGACACUAAUGAGGAGAGGAACUUUAAUUUUACGAAUUUUAGGACUUUAAUAUAUAGACUCUAGAGAUCACCAAUGUUUGACCAUGUUUGACCUGCUUCUGAAUCUAGGAGUUAGACCUCGGUGUCUGUGCGUGGAUUUGAUCAGGUAUGUUUCUACUCACCUGUAGGGCUGGCUUAAGUUGGCCUGACAUUGAUUGAUGUUGUCUAGUACAGAAACAGGCAUCAUCAACAGAACAGGGAACAUCCUGUUAACACCAGAGGAGCAGAGGAGGAGGGCGGGUUCAUGCAGCAGUCCUUCACGUAAACAUACAUGUCUGUUUAUCAGCUGACUGUACUCACCCUGAACACAGCACAGUGAUCUGAUUGGCUGUGCUCACCCUGUUAGAAAUCUAAAGACAAAUACAGAUAAUAAAAAUAAUCAAUGAAAGACGAGGUUUCAAGGUUUCUGGGUGUUUUCUUCCUCUUCUUUGACAAGAAUUUAAAAUUUUCUUUUAAAGGAGACGGAAAUACGUCCUCUCAGAUCUUUGCUGUGAAGAAGGUAUGCUCCGUUAUCGUCUGGUUUAAGCCACGCCCACUUCUAGUUUUCUAUCCUUUUACAGACAUGAAUCAUUUUUUGGGGUUACUGAAACUAGAAACUUAAACUGAUGUCUCAGCAAACACAGAGAUGGAGAGAAAACGACGCUGAGUUUAGCAUCAUCCAUGGUGAAGAUGUACAGGUUGUUGACUCUUACACGUAUCUCUGAACUUUGUUUGACUCUGACCUAAAGUUCGUCCAGAACACAGAGGCAAUAGUUAAAAAAGGUCAACAAAGAAUUCACUUGUAGCAGAAACUGAGAUCCUUUAGUGUUUCCAAGGACAUCCUGUCUUAUUUUUAUCAUUCUUUUAUUGAAAGUCUUUUAAUGUUCUCUUUUAUCUGCUGGUUUCAUGGAUUAUCUGUAAAAAGGACAGAAAAUCAGAUCGUAAAAGUCUGCUGAUGUCCAGCUGAUGGACCUGAGCUCUCUCUGGGAGAAACUAGUGGUCCAGAAAGCCAAAGGAACCAUGGACCAGCCUGGACACAACAGACUUUUCUCUUUUGCCCCCCCUCUCUCUUUUGACUCUUUUAUUGCAAUAGUCAUUCCUCUGUGAAUGUAUUGCACAUGUAUUUAUUAUCUAGUUAUUUAUUAAUUACUGAUUUGCGGUGCUGACAGGGGAAUGUUUGGGCCAUGUGAAUGUCUAGUAUUUGUCUGUUCCUGAUCAUUUAACAACAAGGCGGUGAAAUGAACUGACCUUCAGGGACUAAUAAAGUUAUCUGAAUCUGAAAUCUACAAGUCAACCUUGAAACAGAGCUGUAUGAACAACUUCUCAGGCCGAGUUUGAUAUCAGAGGAGAACAAAUACAGUUAGACAGAGAUCAUUAAAGUCUGAGACCUUCAGACCUGUACCUGUGCUGAGUAUCCGCUGAGACAGCUGUAGAGUUUCUCUCGGAUUCCUGUGUAGAGGUUCCACACAAAGUUCAGAGUGUAGAAGAAGGAGGCCAUGUACAGAACCUGACAGAGCACAGACAGAGAUCCUGGUUUAGUGUGAAUGUUGAGAGGUAGAUGAGAGGGUCCAGCAUCUUGAUCUGGACUUUGUUUGUGUCCUCAGACAUCCAGGAUGUCAACAUUCCUCCAUGAAAAGACAAACAGACUCCAACUGCAGGUCCAGGCCUCUGAACAAAGGAUGUAGGUCAGGAAUGUUGGUGGUGUUUUUCUGGCUUCUGUCUCUUUUUCCAGUCCCUGGUCUGUCCUGCUUCUGAUGCUCUAUUUCAUCCUAGACUGACCCAGAUCAGGGUCCAUUCUGGACCAGGUCAGGUGGGAACAAGCGACCCAAAAUACAAAGACAAGAUCUCCUCCAUGAGAGGAUCUGCGCAAGUUUCCACAUUUGGCCUAAUGAGCUCACAGACCAAAGGGGACGUGUGAGAGGAGGGAAACCCCAGUCAGGACGAGUCCAGGACCAGCUGACAAGACUGUGGGGAGGUUUAUCUAGAGACAAUACCAAUGAAAGUCCUGCUCCUCAUGGGCAGACACCAUCAUAUCUGUAAGACUUCAUCAUGUGGUCUGGACUACCUCUGGGACUUAAAGGUGUUGUAGGUGUUCUUUUAAUAUCAGUCAAUAGUUGUUAGUUAUUGAUGAUAUUUGGUAAUAUAACUAUAUCUCUGUGUUCUCUUAUGUCUGUGUAGUCAAUAUUUAAAAUUUUUGAGCGGUCUGCUCUUUCUGACUGUAAACAAAGCCGUUCUCCACCUCCCUGACUUGAUUGGUUGUGAGGCAGACGCUGCUCCCCUGUGUCGUUUACGAGUCCAAACAAAGUUAGCGUGCUACAAAAAAGCCGGGUCAACAUAAAUGAUGGGGGACGCUUCGGGAUCUUGGUGACCCUGUAACCUUUCUGCUGGACAGGUAAACCACAUUAACAAAGUAAGCCAAGUGUCUGUAACAGAAGUGUUUCUUGUCAAACGGGACCUGCUGUAGCGUAUUGUAGCGCCAUCGCUAAACUGUUGACCUUGGGUCCUGGACUUUGUCACUUUAUCCUAGUUGUAGAAGUCCUACAAACAUUGUGUUUGCUGCUAGUCUGUUGGCAUCUACAGUAGCACCAAUGCUUUUUAUUUUCACCUUGACUGGGCCCCAUUUGUAAUCAUCUGAAGGAUUUAUCUGCAUUAUAUCUGAAUUUAAUUGGAACGAUACGAGCGAGCAGGAGCGUCUGUUUGUGGGCGGGGCUUGCUGGAGCAGAGAGGGAGAGGAGGAGCUGAGGGGAAAACUGGUUGGGAGGGGUAGAGUUCACGUUCAAGAUUUCUCCUAAAAACUGGAACUUCCUCAGAUCCUGACUACCCCACCUUUAAAGUCUCAAAUAACAGUACGAGAGGUCGACCCUCCAGACUCAGACCUGCAGACUCUUAUCUCUUAAUUUUCUGUUUGUGUGACUUUAUUUCACCAUGUCUCUUCAAAGUCAUGGUCCACAGGUCUGUCUGAGAGUCCCCGGGACCCCUAGUCUGGGUCUUUGCUGCUCUGUGUUUGUUUCUUUGUGAGGAGAAAAUAACUGUAAAGGGUUUCCUGUAAAUGAUUAUGGAGCUGUUUGAACCUUCUGCUGUUUAAACCUCCCGAUGACUGAGAGAGGUUUGACUUUCAUCUUUUAUCAGAAUCGGAUCAAACCAACGCUCUAUUUUUGGUAAAUGCAGGUUUGUGAAGAGGAAGUUUUAUGAAUAUUGUUGUUGUUAAGACUCCGCAGCUUUCUGUUUCAGCCUGUUUGCCUCAUUGUCUUAAUACCAUUUUCAAAAGCACCAAUUUAAAAAGAAAAAGUUCGUUGUUUUUGAACUCAGUCACAUUCUGGUAAAAUAAACCUUAGAGGAACAUUUCUGUGACUUUAAAGGACCAGUCUGCAUAAUUUUCUUGACACACAGAGUGGGAGAAAGUUGGGACUAUUUUCUGCAGCAUAUCAACACGUUGGCACUCUGCAUUAUUUUUGCACAGAUGAAUAUGUUAUAUAGGGCUUUAAAGGUGUAUGGUGUGUGGGGUGUGAGAAUGUGUCAGUGUAGCUCUGUGUUGUUGCAUUACCUGCUCCACAGUGUGCAGAUGGUAACAGUGUCUAUUCAGUCUGCUGCAGCGCUGGGAGAAGAGGGCGCCGCCGAUCAGCCAGCAGACAGCGAGCAAAAGGUCGGACACACUGAGCAGAAACAGGGGCUGCAGCUGUACACACACACGCGCACACACACACGUACAAACACACACACAGAUGGUUUCAGUGACACGAUUUUUAAAAAGAAAUACAAGAAGUAAAGGAAACUAAGAUUCGAGUCAGUGACUGACCUCAGGUUUGCGUCGGAGUCUCUGUAACAUCAGCGAGGCAAUGAUGGAGCCCGAACCCAGAACACUGAAACAGAACCAGAAUCGGUGUUAAAUAAAACCUCACAGACAAACAUGAUGAGCAGAAGUCCUCGAAAAAAAAAGUUUCAAAAGUAGAACUGGAAGAAACUGAAUUUUCAUCACAUCGUCACAGCUGUGUCUGACAACUGUGACCUUUCAGCUCCUUCAUAUUUGACCUUUACAGUGGAAGUGACCCAAAGUGAAAGUCUAAAACAUAACACUGACAUUCACUGAAAGGAGAGGGAAAGAGAGAGGACACUUGAAGAUCUUGGUGAGAGUUUGUAGAAACACAAACAGCAGAAGUCAGGACUCUUCUCCUACAGAGCCAUGAUGUUGUCAGAAUGUGGUUUGUCACUGUCUUACUGAAAUAUUAAAGUCUAAAUCUGUAGAUAUUGUUCAGCAUUAUGCUUAAAACUGAGGAUGCAGCAUCUAUGAUUUCCAGUUCUUCGUUAAAAGGACAACUGGACUUGAGACGUUUCGCCUUCGGCUGUUAGAUUUUGAUUCAUCAGACCUCAGGACAGUUCAGGGACAAGUGAGAUUACUUUUAUGGAGCCUUCACAGACCAAGAAGAUACCCAUUAAAUGGACUCUGGUGGUACCCAGACCAUCAGGGAUGCUGGAUUCGGACUGGGAACUGAAAACAAACCGAGUGAGUGUGUGUUGGAGGUGAACUCACUGACCUGAGCAGAGCCAUGACCAGCUGGAUCCACCUGAUGGCCUCGUACACCUGCAGACACACAGCAGACCCAGGGUCAGGGUCCGCCCACACAGAAAAUAAAGCCUCAAACUUAAACAGGAAGUGAAAAAAGGGAAAGUUUAAAGAGAGAGCAAAGAAAACAUUUAUUCACACAAAUCUGAUUUAAAUAGAAAUAUGAGCAAGUCAGGAACAGUGAGGUGUCAAACACAGAGGAGGAGGAGGAAGUGUAUGUAGGAAGCUGAAAUUGAUUUGGAUAAGUAUACAAAAUAAAAAAUAGAUUUUCACGUCUGUGGAUCCUCAGAGCUCUAACAUACCGAGUUUAAACCAUCUUUCUGCAGAAGGUCCAUUUGUUCACAGGACCAUCUAAAGAACCAGGUCAGAACUGAGUCUGUAAGUUCUGUAAGAAAUUUUUAAUUAUUUUGGUAUUUCUUGUUUUUACUCUUCAAACUGUCGUCUUCAGAGCAGAAAUUCAAAGUAAUGGUCAUUUUCCUAAAAAACAGCAGUUCCUCCAGUGUCCACUAGAGGCUGUGUCCUGCAGUGAGUCACUCUCCAUAGAGCUCCAUGUUAAAAUUAAAUAAACCUGUUCACUGAGCGGUGUAGAAACAGUUUGGGUUAGCAUGACAACAUGAAACUACGUUAAUCAUUUGUUAACACUAUACUGACGGUAAUAACGGGUGUCACUGUGACUUCAUUAGGGACUAUUUCCAGUGGUGUAUGAAUACGGUGCUGGUACAGGAGUGAGUUGAUGAUAAAUCUAAAUAUAAAGGAGAGCAGCUCUCUUUGGUCUGAGCAGCAGCUGUUGGAGGGAAAGUUGAAAAACUGAAAAAAUCCACUGAGUCAGGUCUGAAACAAGAAAGAGAGAGAUGAGAGUGAAACCUGCUGCAGGUUCAACUGCCUCAUUUCAUCCACCUGAAGAAGAACAGCAGCAGCAGAGGUAAUUAAAGGGACAGUUCACACAUUUUAGAGUGAGAUUGUUGUUUCCCUCUGAGUAUUGUAGCCGCUGUAGACAAUGGUCAGAAAACUGGGGGUCCAGAGGGAAGGGUGGUCCGAGCUGGACUGAGCGAGUACCCUGGUCUGUUAAAGAUCUGUACAGACUGUUUGUGUUUAAACUCUCAGGUUCCCAUAAAACAACAUUAAACAGGAAAGACUCAAUAAAGAUGAUUAAGGCUCAAUAAAUAUGAAAAGAACCGGUUUAUUCCUCAAAGGAGGAGUGUUAUUUUGGUAGUUAACAGCAUUCAAUCAUCAGAACUCCUCCUCAGGUUUGGUCAACCACUCUCAGAUUCAUUCAGUUGUAUUUUAGCAGCAGUUUUUUUAAUCAGCCUUUUCUGUGUGUUAUUUAGCUCCAGGUGUGUGUUUAGAUUGUGUGUGUGUGUGUGCGUGUGUGUGAGGUGUUACCUGAGUCCAGUCCUCCGGUGAGGUGGUGUUCCUCUCCGUGUCGUUAGUCAGCUCCUGCAGACCCUGAGCAGAAAACUUCAUUUUGAAAAGUUCCUGAAUGAAGAUCUGGCUCAGGGUUCAGGGUCUGGAUCUGAGACUGUCUGAUGAACCUCCAACAGCCUCAGAAGAGGAUUUUAUCCUGCUGCACACACACACACACACACACACACACACACAGGAGGCUGGACUCAGACCAUCUGACUCCACCCACUUUCAAAUAUAACCACACCCCUUUAAUGACCAAGGGCCAAGGAGGCGGAGACCAGAACAGAAAGAGACCAGACCAGGACCUUUAAUGAACUUAUUCAGCGCCACCUUCAGGACUAAGUUCUUCCCUCUAAAAAAACGAACUAGUUUGUAAAAUAAUAAUAAAUAAUAUGUAAUAAUAAAAAUAAUAAUGAUCAUAAUUAUAAUAAUAAUUAUAAUUAUAAUAAUAACAGUAAAAAUGAUAAUAAUAUUUACAAAAUUAAUAAUAAUAAAAAAUGAUAAUAAUAAUAAAAUGAUAAAAACGUUAAUAACAAUAAUAAAAUAAAUGGUAAUAUAAUACUAAUAAAAUAAUAAUAUAAUUAUAGAAAUGAUAAUAAUAGUAAUAUUAAUAAUAAUAAUAAAAACAAUAAUAAUUAUAUUAAUACAAAUAAUAAUAAUGAUCGCAAUGAAAAUAACAUUAAUAAAAAAAUAAGAAUAACAAUUAUAAUAAUAAUUACAAUGAUUAUAAUAAUGAAAUGAUAAUAAUAAUAAUAAUAAUAAUAAUAAUAAUAAUCAUAAUGAUAAUUAUGAUAAAAAUGAUGAUGAUGAUAAUGAUAAUAACAAUAAUAAUAAUAAUAAUGAUAAUAAUGAUAAAAAUGAUGAUAAUAAUAAUAAUAAUAAUAAUAAUAAUAAUAAUAACAGUAGAUUGCAGCCACACAACAGGUAAGUACUGUUGUUUUAUAAUAUGAAUUUUUUUUUUCCCCUCUCACCAGUAAACUGAACCUUCUGUUCUUGUGUCACAGCACCACCUGCUGGUGUAAAGGAGGAAGUAGCACACUUUUGAACUUCAACACAUCAAAUAGAAAGAAAACCUCCCAGUGUUAUUGAUUAAACACCUGUGAAUUAAUCAAUUAAAAGACUGAAUGAUGUUUUUUAAUCAACAUAAUCCUCCUAAUUCAGAUUUUUAUCUUUUCACUUUUUUCUUUUCUCAGUUUCAUAAAAAACAAACUUCAGUGAGAAAUCUUCAGAUAGUUUUUUUUUUUUUUUUCCAAAUUAAUGAAAACUUAAUUUCUAUAGAACUUCUAUAGAACUCCAGAAAAUACAACAUCAGAUCAUGAAACUGAUUUUUUAAAUCCAGAUAAAUCUCUGUACUAAAGGGGGACAAGGACCAAAACCAGGACUGGAUGGUCCUGAUCUUCAGGGCAUCAAAAACAGACAGGACUCUGGAGUGGAAAUCACCGCAUGUAAAGGACAACUGGGCUUACUUGAAACGUUUCGCCUUAGGUGAACUGGAAAUCAUAGAUGCUGCAUUACUUCAAAAACCACUGACUGUGAACACUAAUGAGGUUUAAACUGAGACCAGAUAGAACCAGGAUCCAGAACCACCAGAGACUUGUCUAGACCUGGGUCCAGAUAUUUUAUUGACACUGUGUUUUCUCCUCUAAAUAAAUACCUGAACAGGUGAGUCUCAGUUUCACUUGUUCUCUCUCUCUCUCAUUCAACACAAAACCUCUUUGAGUUCUUAAUCAGUGUCCUCCAGCAAGGCACUCAGGCUGACCUUUGACCUUCAUCAGCAAAGUCACAUGUAUCUGAUUUUUGCGUGAAGUAAAGCGCUAAAACCUCCACGCCUGAUUGGCUAUAGAGAUACUCAAGAUUCCCACAGACACCUGGGGCUGGGUCAGUCUGAGCCGGUCUCUUCAGGUCUGUUUUCUCCUGGUGUGUUCAGGGACUCGUGUUCAGGUCUGUUGUCUCAUGAUUAGUUCAGGGACUCGUGUUCAGGUCAGGUCUCGUGUUCGGGGAGUUUUCUCGUGGCUUGUUCAGGGACUCGUGUUCAGGUCUGUUUUCUCGUCGUGUGUUCAGGGACUCGUGUUCAGUCAGAUUUUUAAAGAUUGAGGCAUCAAAUUUGGUGAGAGUUCUUGUUUUUCUUCAUAUUAGAAAGAAAAAAAAAAACUCUGUGU